Molecule: messenger RNA, 1404 nt
Organism: Mesorhabditis belari
Lineage: Eukaryota; Metazoa; Nematoda; Chromadorea; Rhabditida; Rhabditidae
Source: the annotation of a GenBank genome assembly
AUGGAAGAGCUAAAAGCAAAAGCUCGGCAAAGCCCAGAACUGGGCGAAGCUUUAGCGAAAUUAGAAGCCGAGAAAAGGGCUCGAAGAGAAGUUUACGAAACAAUUAUCUCCAUGAUUGAGCCAAUCGGUGAAGAGGUUCUUCUCCAGAAACUUCCAUUUUUGGAUUGCAAUUCAUGGAAGGAAGUUAUCGAAGAACGGUUCCUUGGAAAAGUUUGCGGUUUUCCCACUUGCAGCAAAACUAUUACGCCAAGGAAAUUUCAAAAAUAUUGGAUCGAUUCAAAGGCUAGGAAGGUAUACGAGGUGUCGACGGAGCGGGAAAAAUUUUGCGGUGCUCGUUGCUUUGAUAUGUCAAUUAUGAUAAUGGCACAACUUGAUGAGCAACCUCUUUGGAUAACAGGACAACGAACAAAAAAAAGUUUCGUAAUUGAAGAGCCCAAAAAUCCAUCACGAGAACUGAAGCCACUGCCGCUGCCGAAAAAGCAACAGAGACCGAGCUAUGAAUUUGUUCCAGAUCAAAUUGUGGCUCCACUCAAGAACUUGAAAGUUGCAGAGGCAGCAGAAUCACAAGCAGAUUCCGACUCGGAUGCACAUGAAUUCCUCGACAGUGAUGAGGGAGAUUUUGAAACAAAAGCGGACGACCGUUUCAUUGCCUCAAUUCGAAAUUUUCUAACGUCUAAGCAACAGAAGCCGUCCAAGAAAAGCCCGCUACAAGCACCGGACGAAGAAAAGCUUGCUCGGCUACGGAAUAAAUAUGGGACAAAAAAGGAAGCUCAGAAUAAAAAGAAACCUAUUAUAAUCGAUGCACCUAUUAUGCAGUCAGAAGCAUCAUGUAGCAAUGUCGUGACCGUUAAUAACGCCAAACAAGUGAAAGACGAUACCAUUCCAUUGGUUUGGAAAAUUACGAAAGAGUGGAUUGGCGCUCAGACAAAAGAGCUGGUCAAUCUCGGUGGUCCUCGUCUCGUCAACAAAGGUGAUAUUGCUCAACUGCGUGCCUUUUUUGCAGGAGAAUCAGCAUAUCAAGAGUUGGACGUUAACUUACCACCAAUUGACUCGUUAAAUGUGCACAGAAGACGGUGCGAGAUACUCAUCAAUCAACUUAAGAAACCGUGGACUUACAUGGAAGAAAAGCUUGAGCUUCAGCGAUCUCACUAUGACACCCUUUUGGCACUUGUACGGUCAUUCGCGCUAACUGCUGAUUUGCCUGUCCUUUCGGUAAAACAAACGCAUGCCCUCGUCAUUAUUUUGUUCCGAAUAGCCUGCAUGCUUGAUCAACAAGACAUCGAAAAAAGAUUCUUUCCAACCAAUUUGCCACCUUCCAAUGAAAUCAAAGCUUAUGCCUCGGAGAAAAAGCUCAAUUUUGAUGAUUAUUGUGAUAUUUUGGAUAGCAUUGGCAAAAGUUUAGUC